Mizuhopecten yessoensis (Yesso scallop) is the source of this 8838-nucleotide messenger RNA. RefSeq lists its product as uncharacterized. The record is from RefSeq and is a predicted model, not a curated record. Bases 95 to 3562 code for a protein of 1155 amino acids. Lineage: Eukaryota; Metazoa; Mollusca; Bivalvia; Pectinida; Pectinidae. Gene Ontology annotation, molecular function: protein binding. The transcript has 23 exons.
AGAAACCCCGACAAGAUGGCGGCAAUGAUAGUAAACAUUCACCUGUUGCAGAGAUGAGGAACCAUUUAACACCUUAUUGCUAUGGAAUAAAACAAUGCCAGCCUCAAUUGUGCCAAUCGUCCGAACAAGGGAUUACUCCCUGAAGCCAGUGACAGGUCUGAGAUAUGGCAAUUUUGAGGGUGUGGUUCACCUGCCACCACUGGCUCAAGGUCCCAGGGUGGGGAUGCAGAAUUUCUGUUUGAUCAACAACCAACAGAUCUACAGGAAGGUGACUGACUGGUUUCAGGCAUGGCGGCCGUGGCAGCAGUGUGUUCUCCUUUGUGGAAUAGCAGACAGAUGCACAGUUCGGCAGUUAGACAUGCUAGCAACCUCUCUAGAACCUGUCAAGCACAGAGACUUCACCACAGCACAUUUAUUAAGAUAUCCAUCAACCUCAUUUAGGAAGCUUAAGUCGAGACAAGGAAAAGACAAUUCAAGGGAGACGCUCAAUGACACUCUGUCCGAUGCAUCCGACUUUUACUCUGAGGACUUAAGUGAGCUGGGGACGCCUGAGUAUCAGACACUGAGUCCACUCAAGCUGUACAAUGACACAGAAUCAGCCAGCUCUAACGAUGGCAUCACUAACUACACGCCAUCUUUGUCUCCCUCUGUUGAAUCUGACACUGCACCUAAGAGGCAGUGGGGCCGAUACGCCCGCCUUGAGGUGGUUCAUGAACAUGCUGUCUUUAACAAUCCUCUAAAGCCACCACCUGUUUUACCAGAUGUUGCCGACUAUGCAGACAAGCUUUCUACUGCUAUUUUAGACAGUGUCAUGGGAGAUUUGAGAAAACAACGUGUAGCCGAAGAAAAGAUGAUUAAAAUAAAUCGCCAAAAAGCUAAGAGUAAAACAAUGAUUCCUUUUCAAGGGGGGUUUUCUUUUCCGAAAGGAAGAAAGGCACAAUCAAUGCCAAACCUAAAUCUGUCUGAUGUUUCAAAGUCUUUUCCUCAGCCUGCAAAGGUUAAAUCUCAAAUAGAUAAAAAGUCCAAAGUAAAGGUGAAGAGAAUGAAGAAUGGGGGCUUGCCACAAGUUUCCAAGGGGAAAAGUGUGACUUUGGCACCAAUCUCUCGCAGUGAUUUUUUAUGGAGGGAACAUACAAGAUUUUCUGAUAUAUCUCAGAUUUCUAAAAGGAGUGUCAGUUUUGUAAGACAUCAGAUGUUUGGCAGGACCACUGUCAGCACUCCAGACUUCUUCAGUGUUGAGGGUGUGGAGAGGUCAGGUGAGAUGCAGAGAGGGGUGCGGUUUAGUGCGGACCCAAAGUCAGCAGUACUUGGUUCCCUUCCUGUCCCACUACAGAGUAUGUACAAGGGGUAUAAAUGGUGGCCUGUACAACCACACGAGGGCAUGCAGUACCGCAGACCUUCAAAGAGUGACCUUCUCUCCAACUACAAACAACAACUUACAGAAAUAUAUACGUGGCUGGGAGAAUGGGAAGACUAUGAGAAAAUAAACCUUCUCAAUGUUAUCCUCAAAAUAUCUAGUCCAGAUGCCCUGAACUUCCUGAUGAGCUACAUCAAACAGAAGUUACGAGAUGCCCGGGACAUUAACCGCCUGUCUGACAAGUUAUUACUGUUUACUUUCUCUCAUCUCAAACCAAAGGAUAUCUGUCUAGCUGCACAAGUGUGCAGAAGAUGGCGAUACCUGUGUGCUACGGAUUCCCUGUGGAUGGUGAAGUGUCAUGAACUAGGGGUGGAGGAAGGCAUUGAGAACAUGGAGGAUAUUGUUGUGAAGGCCAACAUCAACAAGAUGGGUAUUGACUGGCGACUUGCCUAUAUAGAACUACGACGCAUCACUAGUGUCACCCGCAUGGCCAAGGAACGAGCUGACGCUGAAUAUGAAGCUGAGAGACGGCGACGGAGAGAAGAAGCGGAGACAACUACAGACAGUAGACUAGAUCUGUCCCCGGUAAUGGAGCUAUCACAGAGUGUGGCCUUACUUCAGGCCUACAACACAAUGUUUCAUGUUCAUACAGCAGAGACGCCCAGUGAAUUUGGGAGUAUCCCAGUCUCCAUCUCCCAAUCACCAACACCGCCCCCCACUGAGGGGGCCCCGGGACCAGGGAUAGAGGAACUAGAGAUCAAGUGUGGCACCAUGUCCACUAUCAAACUCGACGAUCAGGACCGGGUGGUACAGUGGAAGAAGGUCGAGCGCGAGACCAGCGACCUGUGUAGUAGUGUGGCCUCCGAGGACCUAUCUCAGUACAGGGACUACGUAUUCCAGUCCACAGAGGAUCAGCCCGUCAUCCGAAGGAACAAGUUGCCGUAUGACUGGAGGCGGAAACAGCAGGCCUACAGCCUGGGGGGUCCAGUGGAUGAGGAUGGAGACUCACUGCCCAGGAAGGACAGGGUGAGAUCGGAGGAUAUGCAGUUCCAGAUCACACGUUCAGAAACUGGAGUCAAGUUUUUGACGGCAAAAGUGACAAAGAAAUCACCCGUGAAGAAGAGGUUUGAGGUCCAGGAGAAAGCGUAUGACAUUAGAACAGAAUUACGACAGGCUAGUGACCUCCUCGGGAAGACUUUUCCUAGCAUGCAGUUGGAGUGGCAGAAACCUAGUCUAGAUGAUCGGGGUUCCAUGAAGUCAAUGAAGUCUACCAUGACUAAAUCCUCAUGCAUGACCGGUCGUUACAUCGGUGUGGUCAAGAGUGUGCGGAGGGUCAGAAAACUGCAGGGUCACAUGAAUGGUGUGUUGUGUGUCCAGUUUGACAAAAGACGAUUGAUAUCAGCCGGACUUGACCGGACAGUCCGAGUGUGGGACAUCCGAAGUGGCCGUAGUAUCCAUAAGCUCUAUGGCCAUAAGGGAGGCAUCAGGUGUCUACACUUUGAGGAGAACACACUGGUCACAGGGUCCUGGGACACCACACUAAUUGUAUGGGACCUGCGCUCCUUUGAAAAGAGAGCAAUAAUGGCACAGCACACUGGUUGUGUCUCCUGUGUUACCAUGAACCAUGAAUACAUUGUGUCGGGCUCCCAUGACCUGUCUGUGAGGGUGUGGUACCGCCCUGUUUACCAAGAGUACAAGGUCUUACGGGGACACAAAGGACUUAUCAACUGUGUUGCAUUUGACGGACAAAAUGUUGUCUCCGGAUCCAGUGACAUGACUCUGCGAUUGGUGAACAUCCACACAGAACAAUGUUUAUACGUAUUUGAUGGAAGCCAGGACCAGGUAUUAACUGUGUCGAUUCAGGGGGAAUUAAUCCUGAGUGGGGACCUGCAGGGCCGUGUUUAUUUCUGGAACAAGAUGUCCGGUGAGAGUGAAGCUGCCAUACAGGCCCAUGACAAACCCAUCUACAGGGUCAAUUACCACCAAGGUCGUUUCAUCACAGCCUCCGGAGACGGAACCAUCCGGGAAUGGGACAUGAUGACAAUGACCAGUGUUCGACUGCUGCAAGGACAUCAGGGACCAGUCAGAGAUGCCAGGGUAUCCGAUGAUCGGAUUGUCAGUUGCAGUGACGAUGGUACUAUCCGGGUCUGGGACUUGUAUGACAGUCGGAAACAGAACGGUGGCGGGUACACCGGCAACGGCUGACAGGACCAGCGCCGCCAUUGUAUAAAGCUGAUCACGGAUCAUAGUCGACACAGGUGUUCAAUAACAGAUCGAAAUCUCCCCCGAGUAGCUGUGCUCAGGGCUAUAGUACCUCUGCAGUAGUUCGCCAUUCUUUUGAUGUGAGGUGCGAUAAAGUAUCAAUGCCAAUACAGGGACCCUAACCAGGAUUUACUCAUACACACCUGGUCCAGCUAUUUACUACUUCAAAUAAGGCGCUUUGUAUAUACACAGAGAUUUUGUCUUAAGUCUGUAGAUCGCUAGGAUCAGAAUAAAAUGUCCUGGGACUUUGUUUGAUUCAUUCUCAUGAAAGGAAUUCACUCGACAAAACUCUCCAUUAAGCGCUCAGUUAGAUGUCUAAAGUUUUAAGUGUGGCGGUUAUAAAGACCGAUAAGCGUUUACCAAAGACAAUAUAUGGUGUGGUAUCUUUCUCACAAUCCUUUCCCUUGCACACAUUUCAUUGUAAAUACUAAUUUUGUGUUGGUUAUGAAAUAGUACGCUAGGAUCACGAUGUGUGCUUCACUCUAAGAAGUUUACUAUUUACUGCUGUAAGUGACGAAGUACAUUUUAUGGUAUUGGUGAAACGUAUUUUACUAUCUUAACAACAGUCCACAGACAACUUGUGAGAAUUACAUGUACUUCUAAAGAUUAUUUUACACACAGUGAAAUUGACCUUAUUUCUGUGUUAAUUAUUGAGUGUUUACACAAAUUUUAAUGAAAUCACAUUCCAUCACACAAGUCUGUGAAUAUAUAUUUAUGCAGAAUUAUAUCUAUUUUACCACUGUUAUUAAUGAACAUGUUGUUCUGAUUUUGUUUGCUCAACUUCAUGUGUAAAAGGUGACCGUACAGACUAUUAUUUUUCAUAAAAUAUCGAAAAAGUAUUUUUUCACACUCUGUACAUAGAAUACUUUAACUAUUUAUUCAAAGUUUAAUUAUAUUUAUUUAUAACAAUGUUGUAUUCUGACCUAUAUACAUUGCUGUCUUAUCCUAUCAUUAUAAGCAGUAGUAUAAAAUGCUUCUUUCAUACGAUGUUAUUUUCAUUAUAACAAUCAAAUUAUAUUUGUAUACAACUCUUUAAACAAGAUUUUAGCAUGCUAUUCUUUGUUUUAUUUUAGUUUUUAUCAAUGAAAACAUGAAACUUGUUUAUUAAUUUUGAAUUCGUUCCUUUAGAAAGGGUACUUGAGACGUACCUGCGGAGAACUACAUAAAGAUAAGGUUAUCUGUACGCCUCUAUCGGGCUGUAUGUAUAUUACAAUCCAGUUGCGUGCAUUGGACGCCAACCAGCACAGGAAUUCACUCCAAUAUAAACUUCCCGGACUCUGGAAUUAGACACAUAUUGUGCUGCUGGAAGGGGCUGUAGCUCCGUGCAUCCAACAAACUUUUGUUUGAUUUUUGACAGUUUGAAGAUACUCGCCGCUGCCAGUUGUCUUAUUGAGGAGCAUAUUUACGGCUGUAUCCCCCAAGUCAUUUCUAUUUAAUCUAGUCAUAUCUUAUCGGUAGGGAGCUUCAUCUCCAAAACUUCUCUCACGUUCCAUGUAUUUUUUAGUUCAAACAAUUUACUGUGGUAGGCAAAUUGGUUUGUAAUUUGCCCUGUAUCUUAAAUCUAGAUAUUUUUAAUCUAAAAACCAUUAUAAGUACUUAUAUUUUUAUAACUUAUAAUUGUGUUGUUUCUCUGAUUUUUUUCCCCAAUCAUUUUUCAAUCGUUGUGAACUCCUGAAAGGGUUCCCUUGCCAAUAAAAUGGACGCUUGUCUCGCUCAAACCCUAUAGCUUUAACGUUUAAAAGUUUGUCUUUACAAGUUGAUGCACAUGUGGCCUUAUGAUAAUUUGUACAUACCAAGCAAUUGAAAGGAGUGCAGGUGUGAUGAUUACAGGUAGAUAAUGAUGUUGGCGGUCACCAAGGUUAACGAUAUCCAUUAGCUAGCGUAGCCCAUAUCACUUUAAUGUAUAUACUGUGUACUAAGUUAUUUCUAUGUGGAAAUUCUGUCGAAUGUUUGUAAGUUUAUUUAUUCUUUAUUGUUGCUAUAAAACUAACGGGAUUUCUUAUGCUUAGUGGACAACGACACAGACAAAGGGUAUUAUUUAAAAGCGUAUAACUACCAAUAACUGUAUUUAGGUAAAGUACACUUACCAGAAGGAUAGUAAAUAUUAUAUAGUGAAGAAAUUGAAGUCCAGUAAAGAGAAGGGGAAGCUGAAUAUCUUAUAACACAGUUUCAAAUUAUCUCCCAGUUGUUCAUAUAAUAUCUAUUAAAGUAAUUUAUUGGAUACUUAUUACAUAUUCAAUUGGAGGACAAUGUAAUACUGUGUAAAAUACAAAGUAUAUGGCUUUUGACGCAAUCAAUAUACUGAAAUGUUAUUUAUUCAGCUCCUGUCGCUCCAUUAGUCUCCUGUGACUUGACACGAUUGCCUUAUAAGUCGCAACCCGUCUUUCUGUUAUUUAUGAGAUAUAUAGAUACUGUUAUAUGGUAAACAGUUUAAAUUUAGAUAUUUUUAUUUGACUUUUGUUUUGUCUUUCAAUCGAGUUUAUUUGCUUUGUGAUAUUUAAAUAAGUAUUUUGAGCCGAUGAUAAUUAUCAGUUAAUGCUAUAUAAUAGGCAGUUUUAUAGUUUAGAUCAAGUAUAUAACUUCUCGUGAAUGUUUUGUAUCCGAUGGGUUUUAUUUGGUGUUUUGACCAUUGUGUAUGAUGACACUCUUUAAUGUAAGUCUGUGAUAUACCUUUUGAUAAACUAUGCGCAGCAUUGUUAUCGGAAUUACUUUCAAAUACCCACCCUUUUAACACGGCAAACAAUGUGGUAUUUUGUAUCAAUUUUUAUAUAUAUCUGCUGAUCUCUCCAGGAUAUGUUCAUACGAACCCGAUUUAGACAUUUAUGCUUUAAACUUGAAAGUAUUAAUACAUUGCUCAUAUUGUUGAAAUCUUGUAAUAUAUAUGUACACUAUGUAUUCCAUUAUAAACAUAGAUUAUUUGUGUCUUAUUUUGAAGUGAUUGUUUUUGAACCCACUGUAGAAAAUAGAAUUAUGUUAACUGAUAUUUUGUAGCUUGUAGACUGUGACUUAAACGUUAUACAUGAAAUUGAUAUAAAGCGAUGUAUAAAUUUGAUGCGUUGUACAAUUUUCAGCGUUUCGAUUUUAGCACAUUUUCCUUUAGUCGCAUCGAUAAUUUUGAACUGUAUUACGGGCUAAAAAGUAAAAGCAAGAUGCGAAACCUGUCAUUAUAAUGGUUUUGGUAUGACAACUGCAAUAUAACAAGGCAAUAACAGAGACAUUGCCGUACAUUUAGGACUAUAAUCAUUGCUUCGAUUGCCUUAGCAUUAUUUUGGUUGAUACUCGGUUGUAUUAUUUAAUGGAACGUCCACCCGUCGAUAUUACUUUUAUUUUGGGUUAGUUAUCACGAUUUUUAUUCCAAACUGUUUAAAACAGCAUCUGUCUCACUGUGAAGUACAAUCUCUUGCCAAAUAAAGAGCCGAUUGUCGACAUUCUGUCCUAAUUAAGAGCUAUGUCAGCCCUAUCAGUGUGGAAACAGUGGGUGUUUACUUAUUGUAUACCACUGUGUGUUGUUCUACAGCAAUCGUUACAACAGUGGUUAUACAUAACUCACGUCAUUACGGGUAUACGAGUUUCUGAAAUUUGAUAAACGCCUUCAUGUCACUAAAUCAUAUCUGUCAAAGUGCAAAAUUGCGUAUCCUGAAUUUUGUGUAUUAAACGUUUUUCAUAUGGUGCAAUUAUUAAAGGAUUUCCAUCUGUCAUUCAUAGUAAAUAAUGUUGAUAAUAUGAAUGCCAACUCACAACGGUGUAUUCUUGAUACCAAAUGAAAACCACUUAACGCGUAUAUCUACUCUAACAUUUUUAGAAUAUAUGAACUAUGAUAUAAAAUUAAUAAAUUCAUAAAUUGAUUUGUGAAAUGUUAUUAUGUUAUUUAAUUUGGUUGAUAUCUCGGCAAUUACUUUUUUUAUCCGAUCCAAGACAGUAAAUGAAAUCUUACGAGCCGUACAUAUAAGCGUAAGUGCUAUGGAACAUAACUUAACGUGAAUCUCGUCUGAAAAAUGCCCUCUUAUAGUUACGUCAUGGAUUUAAAAUUGUAAUUUCUAAUUAGUGGGUGUCGCUCUUUGACAAAUAAUUCGUUACAUAUUUACAUCUUUUUUCUUUUGAAGCCAACAUUGGCUUAUAUAUCCUGUUAAGAUUUGAUACUCCUCUCGACGAUAUUUUUUAACGCUUAUUACCAUUACUUUCAGUUAAUCACGAAACGAUAGAAACAACUUAACAGUUGUAUACUAAACAUUAUGUUGCAUGUGUUUUCCAAGAUUUUGAUUUAUGUUAAAUUAUUUUUUUAUGUUGCCGUUGUGACUUCUGUUCGGAGAGUGUCAGUGUUGCUGAUAUAUUUUUUUGUUUUGAGAGUAUUAUUGUUGCCGUUGGGAUUUCUGUUUUGAGAGUGUAUUCGUGUUUCGAGUGGAAUCUCUCCUUAUUUUUACACAAACACCUAUAUUUUUUGCUGUUAUACACGGACAGUUGUCUCCACAAUUUGUUGAACAUGUGUUUUUAUAAUGCAAAGAUGUUCUAAUGUUAAGAUGAAAAGUAGUUUACUGUUGAAAAUAUUUACCUAUAGUCAAACUUACAGUUAAAUAGACGCCAUUUGCCAACAAAUAUAUUUACUUACGUAGUCCAUAGAUAUAACACACAUCAACUGAAGACGAAAAUAAUAGAAAUAUCCAUUAUUUUUUCAAGAUUAAAAUAAAUGAAAAACAUGUUAUAAGAUUUAAAAUCGGUGAUAUUUAUCUUUUGUAAGGUUUCUUUUUCGAGUUGCUCUCAAGCAAUGUUAUAAAGUAUUAAUUGUGAAAAGGUUUGUGUUAAAUCAUCUGAAGCAUGUUUAAGCUGUACUGUAACACCUGAAAGCCAUAUUCAUAGUCUACUGUUAAAGCUAUGUGAAGCAUGUUCAAACUGUGCUACUGCAACUGCAAGAUUUACUGUUACAGCUACUAGUAUGUGAAGCAUGUUCAAGAUUUACUGUUACAACUACUAGUAUGUGAAUCAUGUUCAAGGUUUACUGUUACAGCUACUAGUAUGUGAAUCAUGUUCAAGGUUUACUGUUAAAGUUGAAGCAACUUUUAGUUAUUUUUUCUCUGUUGCGUUUCUAGCCAAACAUGUAAUAUUUACAAAGAGCCUUUGUCAAAACAUUUUUAGAAUUAAUAUGAAAACAGUUGAUUAGCUAAAAUUUAAAACGACAUUUAGACUAGAUCUAAUAUACGUUUAUGAUAAAUAAAUAAUAAAAC